UAGUGUGUUCCGAGCAGCUUAUGAUCCGUAGACUCUCCCUGCGUCGAAGACAUUGCGCAUGAGGGUGCCACAGACUAUUUCAUGACUCGCGGUGUGGUGGGUCCGGGUCCGGCCUUCCGCAAUGGACAAGAGCCGCGCCAACGCUCUUGUUGUCAUUGAGAAGCAUCGGAAAAGAAAAAACUUACUUCGACGUUCUUAUUUGAAGAAAUUAAAAAGUUGUGCACGUCAAAGCUACAAACCUGAAGAUGUUUUGGCCGCUAUGCGUGCCAUAUGGCGUGGCAUGUCUCGUCGUCAAGCGGCUAAGACUUACAAUAUUCCUCGAUCAACCUUAUUAGAUAAACUUGAUGGGAAAAGGCCUGUAGACGCAUCACCAGGUCCAAAUCCUUUUCUUACGAAAACUGAAGAGCGUACUUUAGAGUCUUGGGCUAUUGAUUUGUAUCAACGAGGGUUUCCUCUUAAGACAGAAGACUUGAAAGACAUGGCUCAAAAUGUUAUACAAAACAAUCAUAGAAGGACAUCUUUCAAGAAUGGACGCCCUGGACGCAGCUGGAUGCGCAAUUUUCUUCUUCGGCAUCCGAGAGUCUAUGAAAUAAGUAACGAUAUGGCCCCAGGCCCCAGAAGGAGUCGGACUGUGACUUCUCGCGAUGAAGUCCGACAAUGGUGCCAGCAACAUAGACAAUUUAUGGCUUCCAUUGGCCAGGAGUCUAUACUGGACUUUCCUGACCGUGUUUUUAAUGUUGACCAUGGUGAAUUCCUCUUUGAUCCUCUGACAGGACAGUUACUUGAACAGGAGCGGAAUGAAAGAAUGGAUGAGAAAGAUAGGCCUGAUCAAUCUGACCGUAUUUCUGCUAGUGUGGAGUGUACAAGCAUAGUAGCCACUUUUUCAGCCUCAGGUGGAAUGGCACCUUUGUUGUUUGUGUAUCCAUCUAAAGAUUUGACUCAAGAAACAACUGAAUCCUUUCCACCAGGCUGCAUAGGGACUUACUCUGAAAAUGGUCUUGUGAAUGGAAAAAUAUUUCUUGAUUACAUUGUGACUUUCCGGAAGUGGCUGCAGCAACAAAAUGUUACCCUCCCAGUUUUACUUCUUGUGGAUGGUAGGCGGAGCCGCCUAAAUAUGGAUGUUACUCGUUACUGUGAAGAACAGGGUAUAAUUUUGUAUUGUUUGUUUCCUACUCCGAGACCAGCAAUCUCAGAGUUUUUCAAUUCUGUACUUCAUGACUCAUCUAAUACAAUUAAUAAGACUAAUUUUGCAACACGAGUGUAUGAUGCCCUCAGCACCUGGAUUAAUUAUGACAAUUCUCAAAGUUUACUUCAUACUCACAGUAUUUUGCCUCAUUUGAAAUCAAUGCUUCAAACUUUAGCAGAAGUUCGUGCAGAGCCUUUGACCAGCACUUCACCACUGGUUCCUCUCAGUUAUAAUGGUCACAAUGGCCUUGAGUUCCAGGCAAACCUUGAUCAAUAUGAAUCUGAUUGUGAAUUUGAUUUUGAGUUGAUGCCAGUGGAAGGAGAGAUUGAAAUUGAAUUUCCCACGUCAGAGAGUUGUGACCCAUACACCUUGGCACUUCAUCCUGCUUUACUGAUAGAUUCAAAUGUUCCAAGGUACUUGGUGUUUGACAAACCACCUGCCCUCCCUACACCUGAACCUGUUGCACAUGAAUCAGUAUCUCCUACGCCAUCAUCACAGAAUCUGGUGAAGGAUACCCCAGAUCCAUGUAAUGACUACUUUGAGGAUCGCGUUGAUCAACCUGAUGUGGAAACCCAUCUUGUAGUAAAACCAUUGUCUAGUCCAUUACCAGAGACAGACAGUGGCAUUGCUAAAGUAGAAUCUGAAAUUUGUGAUGUCCUGAAAACAAUUUUAUCCAUGGAAAUAUCUUGUCAGAUUGACCCUGAAUCUUUAGCUCCUUCAGCAGACUCCUCUGAGGAACCAUUCUUGGGAUUUUCUGCUGAUGAUGCCCCUGAGCAUCGAAGAACCCUGGAUGCUCAUGGCUGUUUACGUUUCCUGGAAACUGUCCUUGUGGAAAAGGGACUUCUUGAUGACUUUAAACUUGCAAGUUUGGACCGGCAGUGGAAUGGCACUCAUGAAGCAAAGGGCCUCUUUGAAGUCUGGCUCGCAGCAAAUGAUGAACUUCAAAAAUGUUAAUAAAAUUCAGCCAUUUUCUAGUCCUGAAAAUGCUGCUAUAUUUCUAAUCCAAGUUAUGUGUUUCAAUUGGUUGCAUGUAUUCAAUACCUGCCUACUUGAAAUGUGCAUUGGUUAUUUGACUUGAA
Molecule: messenger RNA, 2265 nt
Organism: Thrips palmi
Lineage: Eukaryota; Metazoa; Arthropoda; Insecta; Thysanoptera; Thripidae
Exons: 2
Coding region: 122-2140 (672 amino acids)
Cellular component (GO): nucleus
Molecular function (GO): DNA binding
Source: RefSeq, a predicted model, not a curated record